AAUUGCGUCAAUUUGCGUCACAUCACGUCCAUUUUACGACUUACUCCGUUCCUGUCUACGUUUGUCUAUUUGAUCCACACAAUUUUACAAUAAUUUAAAUAGAUUCCGAAGAGCAUCGUUUACAUUUACAUUUUAACAUUCAUUCAGUUGUGUUCCUUAAACGUUACCUACUGGUUCUUAAAUUUCCAUGACCUUUAAACUUUUGCAUGUUUAUGAGACUACUUGGCUGGCACAAACCGUUUGUUGGGGGGAUAGAUUUUAACUAGUAUUUUUCUGAUUUAAUCGAAUAAUUACCACAUUUUCUGUCAUAAAUAUUGUCUAACAUAAAUUGCACUAUCUGAUUAAAAGCCUUAACUUCGGUACUGCGAAAUGGAGAUUGAAAUCUUGAAUGUAGCUGGUUCCAAAUCAGUUUGUAAAAUCCAAGUUAGUGAUGAUGCCACUAUCAAGAGUGUUAAAGACAAGAUAUUUAGUGCAAAAAAAUCAUUACCACCUAAUAGACAAGCCAUAAAGUUAGAGGCCAAGGGAAAAAUUUUAAAAGAUGAGGAUACUCUUAGAUCAUUGAAUAUUCAGAGUGGUGCCAAGUUGUAUGUCAAGGAUCUGGGACCUCAAAUAUCUUGGACUGCUGUGUUCCUAGCAGAGUAUGCUGGACCACUAUUUGUGUAUUUAUGGGUGUAUCAACGACCAUGGAUUUUAUAUGGAGAACAGACUUCAGCUCCUGGAUAUGUUGCCAAUGUGGCAGCUAUUUGUUGGUCUGUGCACUACAUCAAACGUAUAUUGGAAACAUUAUUUGUUCAUCGCUUCUCUCACAGCACAAUGCCUCUCCGUAAUCUCGCCAAGAACUGCAGUUAUUAUUGGCUCUUUGCUUUGUAUGUGGCCUUCCAUAUAAAUCAUCCUCUGUACACAGCUCCAAGUAGUCUUUACUUCUAUGUUGGACUUUCUGGUUUCAUAGUGUGUGAAUUAGGCAAUCUCAGCAUUCAUCUUCUACUGAAGAACCUGCGGCCACCAGGCACCAAGAUUCGCCGCAUCCCGGUGCCGGAUGGCAACCCACUAUCUCAGCUGUUCAACUUCGUCUCAUGUCCUAACUACACUUAUGAAGUGGGCUCAUGGAUAUUUUUCACAAUUAUGACAAAGUGUUUGCCAGCUGGACUAUUCGCAUUUGCUGGGUUCUAUCAAAUGGCUGUUUGGGCGCUAGGUAAACAUCGCAACUAUAAAAAGGAAUUCCCCGAGUACCCCAAGGGCCGCAAAGCUAUCAUACCAUUUGUUCUAUAAAUUUAGAAUCUAAAUUUGCGCUUCGUUAUAUGAUAAGAAUUUGCCUUUCGCAUUUUUUAGAUGUCAAGCAGUUGAUAUGUUCUGAAUAGAAUAAUUUUCGGAAUUGGAUACAAGGUAUCACUUAUUGACGUCACAUAACUUAAAUCUAAUUAUAACUACUACCGCUUCCAAAGCGCAUGUGUAGAAGAAGCGGCGGAACAAACUACACUGCAGCUGUUCUGCUUUACAAUACCAAAAUAAUAAGUCUUGGAAGAUAUGCAGUGCAAAGUCAGUUUUGGACCAAUCUUGUAAGGUCGCAUACUCUCUAUGAAGAAUGUUCUGUUCUUAUGGUAAUUAGAUUAUUUUUGGGUCAGACUUGUAUAUUAGAGUAGGUAGGGAAGGUAUUGGAUAGUCUUCAAAAAGGUGUCGGUUUGUAUUUAUUUGUAUGUGGUAUGAGUGGAAGUUAAGAAUUUAUUUGUUAUUGCAAUAUAGACUUGUUAUAAUUUAUUUUUAGCACAGCAAUAUGUAUAAAAUACAGUGAAAUAUAAUUUUAUAUUAUGCUACAAAAAUAAAUAUUAUUUGUUGUUAGCCUUGCAUUUAAUAAAUACUUUUGCAAAAUA
Molecule: messenger RNA, 1868 nt
Organism: Amyelois transitella
Lineage: Eukaryota; Metazoa; Arthropoda; Insecta; Lepidoptera; Pyralidae
Gene: Sc2
Product: probable very-long-chain enoyl-CoA reductase art-1
Exons: 5
Coding region: 370-1269 (299 amino acids)
Biological process (GO): very long-chain fatty acid biosynthetic process
Molecular function (GO): oxidoreductase activity, acting on the CH-CH group of donors; protein binding
Source: RefSeq, a predicted model, not a curated record